Porites evermanni is the source of this 3490-nucleotide messenger RNA. Lineage: Eukaryota; Metazoa; Cnidaria; Anthozoa; Scleractinia; Poritidae. The record is from the annotation of a GenBank genome assembly.
AUGGAACAGAAGGAUAUCUAUUAUAAUAAGGCGGAGUAUAUAGAAACCGUGAGUACGAGGGUUUAUCCACUCCACUUUUUGCUAACUUGAAACUUAAACCAAGCCACCUACAACGUGGACGACUGAUGAUUCAUCUCAGAACACUGUAAAUUCGAGAUUGCUCCGAACAAAUCAUGAGAUAAGAACUCUUUUUUUCCUUAAGUUAAACAGGCAGUUUGAAUUUAAGAGAACAAAAUUUUAUUUUAUGAUUUGUUUUUUCUCAAAAUAACAAAUCCACGAAAUCUCGAAUUCAGAGUGGAAUGGACAUUCUCAUAUCAUGAUUCUGUUACCCUUGACAAUCUAGGCAUCAGGAAACAAAGUCAGUCGCCAAUCUGUUCUAUGUGGAAGUCAAAACAUUGUUCUAAAUGGAAAGGUUAGUGUCGAUAACAAUGUUUUUGCGUAUAAUAAUUACGUUGUGUUAACCUGCUUUAAGAUUUCAAUAGAAGGAGCCAGAAUGUUCUUGGUGCAAUAAUAUAGUUCUUUGUUGUUAUUAGCUUCUGUAGAAAUGUGUACUUAGCUUUAUCAAGUUUCUAAUGUGUGAGCUCUAUUAAAGGCCUAUCCCUUAAUAGAGUUUUGUGUAUAUUUACGUAUUAUUUUCUCUUGGUAUCUUUUAGUUCUAUUAUCUUUUGAUCAUCUUCCAGUCAAAGGCCAUUGUGUAAGACAGUCUUCUUAACCCUUUAAGUCCCAGCAGUGACAAAGAUCAAUUUUCUCCUGACAAUAUCCAUACACUGUCAAGAGAUAAGUUAUGAGAAUUAAUAAAAUGAUCACCAAGGAGAAAAUACCUUGAUCUAUUAUCAAAUUCUCACAACUAAUUCUUAAAGGAAAUGUAUAGAGAUCAGUUUAGAGAAUUUGUUUGUGGAUCCCGGGGCUUAAAGGGUUAAUUAUUGCAAUUUCAGACCAUCAUUCAGUCAGAUUGUAUCCUCCGUGGUGACCUUGCAAAUGUCAGAAUAGGACGCCAGUGUGUGAUUAGCAAAAGAAGCGUCAUUAGGCCUCCAUUCAAGAAAUUCAGCAAAGGGUUUGUAGAUGGUGUCAAUAAAUAUGUUUCAAUAAUUUCAGUGUACCCUUUACCUCCAACAUUAUCUGCCUCUGGUCAAGACAAUUCAAUUUGAAAAGACAAAUGGUAGCAUACAAAAGUGCUGUCAAAGUCGUUCGCUAAAAUAGUCACAAAAGAUUAUUUUCUGAACAGAUCAUAGGUCAAAAAUUAGAAACAUAUAGCAUGUACCCACAAGUGACUUUUGAAGUUGUCCCAAAAGUAGAACUAGACCGUACUUAAAGGUUGUAUCAAUUUAUAAAGAUAGAGAGGUACACAUGUACACCUACAUCAUGCAGCAAUAAGUAACUUGUAAUAACAAAGACAUAGUAGCUGCCUGAAAGUCAUAACUCAAAAAAUAUGAUAUUUAUCAUUGUUAAUGAUGUUGGUUUUAGGGUUGCGUUCUUUCCUCUUCAUAUUGGAGAUCAUGUAAUUAUUGAAGAGGACUGUGUUGUAAAUGCAGCACAAGUGGGAUCUUAUGUCCACAUCGGAAAAAACUGUGUGAUUGUAAGUACAGCUGCAGUACUUUAAAGCAUCAUUAUCAUCAUCAUUAUUAUUACUAUUAUCAUCUUUAUCAUCAUCAUCAGUGAAACAAUAAUCAGUGUCACAAUCAUUAUCUUCAUCCACAGCUGUAUUAUUACACAUGUACCAUCUUCUUCAUCAUCAUCAUCACUAACCUCUCUACCCCCAGUAUCAUUACCACCACCAUCAUCAUCAUCAUUAGGGAGCUUAAGCAAUGACGACGGUGACGUCAAAGAGAACGGCAAUAAUGCAAUAGAUUUAGAUUGGCAAAACAACAACUUUGCACGUGCAUCACGCUUUUUUUUACAUUUCUUUGCCGUCAUUGGACGACUACAACGUGAAAGUGCCUAAUUUCACAUUUUGUCGAGGAUGGGAACAGGAAGCAACAACUUUCCUUUUCUGUUCCUAAACUUUGACUCAUUCCUUUAGAAUUCAACUCCAAAAAAAUUUGCCAACAUUUGACAAAUUAAACGAGAUGGAGUAAGCGCGGUAAAGUUUGCAGCAGCGCAAAUUCACUUUUUAAGUGACGUUUUCGUGGCCGUUGCCAUCGUCAUUGUUUAAGCUCCCUAUUAUCAUCACUAUUACCUUUAUGACCACCUGCAGUGCCAUCAUCCGCAUCUUAACCAUCAUCAUCAUCACUGUCUCUUUCACCAGUAUCGUUACCAUCAUCAUCAAUACUAUCAUCAUCAUCAUCACCUUCUUUAUCACCAGUAUCAUUACCAUCGUCAACAUCACUAUCAUCAUCAUCAUCACCAUCUCUAUCUUCGCUAUCAUUAUCAUCAUCACUAUGAUCACAACUAUGACUAUAGUAUUCUUCUUUUUUUCUGUUUACAUUUAUUUAAUGGCAAUUAAUUCUGGGCCAAACCUUUAAAUUCCAUUGACGUCAUUUACAGAUGCCUUGCUUGGUGACUUGCAUCCAAAAAUUAAAUUUGUUAUUCAUGCACUGAGCAUUUAGGCUUAGAUUACGAAGUAAAUGAAUCAGAGACCCUGUUUAAACUAUGUAACAUGUUCGUCCAACUUCAUCCAAUAUCACUGGAUGGUGUUGGGUACCCAGAAGUUUCAACAUCAUCCAAUGCCCCCCAGCAAGGCAUGCGAGUGCAUUCAGUAUACAUUGUAUGUUGCAGUUAGAUACACUGACUGAAAGUUGAACCAACAUGUCAAUCCAUUUCAACAAGGCCUUCCUGUGAUCCACUUCUGUUCUUGUUGAAAGGGUCGGCGGAGUGUGCUAAAGGACUGUUGUGCCAUAGCAGAUAAUACUGUACUACCUCCUGAAACUGUUGUUCCACCUUUUACACUUUAUUCAGGGUCUCCUGGUAAGUGCUCUUAUUCUUAGGUAACAAUUAUAUGACUAAUGCAAACUUUAUCCUCCUUUUUACCUUAUAGCCAUCAUAAAGUGGUAGUAUACAUAUGGUUUUGUAUAUGCUACAAACUAACCAAAAUAGACAAGCUUUUUUGCUAUGUAAUGGAUAGGCUUUCUAAAAAAUUGUGAAUAUACAUUAAUGUAUGUUGAAGAAUUUUCCUUUCUCUUUCUGAACUUGGUGAGGUCCUAAGAUAUUUGCUCAAUAAAUUCCCUAAUACCUUGCAAAUUAAGUGCUUUGGAAUAGUCUAAUAUCAUGGCUGUCACUCAAAAUUUCAAGUUGCCAUGUAUAUGCACUUAGUAGGCAGGGAUUUGGACAGCUAGGGAGGUUCUUUUUGUUCUAUUAUAAUCAUAGUUUCAUAAAUGCACCUAAACUCUUUAAUGGCAGACCAACAUAAAUUUGUUGCCAAUCUUAAUUAAAUAUUCAGCACUUUAUUGCAGGUGUAUUCAGUGCAGAAUUACCUGAGUGUAUGCAAGAAUUAAUGACAGAGAAGACCAAGGACUAUUAUCAACAUUUUAUUCCCAUCACAGAGGACAAAUGA